Messenger RNA from Diaporthe amygdali, 2520 nucleotides. RefSeq lists its product as uncharacterized. The record is from RefSeq and is a predicted model, not a curated record. Bases 1 to 2520 code for a protein of 839 amino acids. Lineage: Eukaryota; Fungi; Ascomycota; Sordariomycetes; Diaporthales; Diaporthaceae. The transcript has 2 exons. Gene Ontology annotation, molecular function: endonuclease activity.
AUGGGCCAGCUCAAAAACCGGAAACAUGCUUCGCGUCCUCCGCGUCUGGACAGACACACAGAUAUCCAAGCCCCAAGUGUUCGAGCAGAGCGAGUCAAUGGCAAGGUCAAAUACACAUUGACUCCGCCAAAGGCCGGCGUCAUCACCAUCUUAUCCGAUGACGAGGAUGAAAGGGAACCUAAGCCCGGACGGCAAGCUAUCAAGCGAGAGCCGUCUCACAAUCUACCUCGCCAGAUUGGACAAGGUCGUCAGCCCUCAUCGCCAGGCAGUCGACCUCGCGUCAAGCGGGGUUUUACGCCAAGCAGGCAUGGGAGACAAGAUAUCCAAGGGCAAUAUUCAUCUGUGCCUGCUGCCUCACAUGCGAGAUGGACUCAGAACCAAGGGCCAUUGAGGCGGAACGAGGUCCACGGCGGAUCUAGCCCCCCAGACGACUCAACUCCGCCCUCAGAGUCCGGACCUGAUAGCUCCGAUUCUUCAGAAUCCGAAGAAGAGUCUGACUCCUCUUCGCAUUCAGGUUCAAACGAUGGGUCUUCAUCUGGAGGUGAAGCAGGCCGAAGCUUGUACAGACCGUCUACUCCUGCUUCCAGCAUCGGCUCAUCAACCCCACAGACACGACGAAAAAAGCAUGCCGGCACCCAAACUUCUGCCAACCCGGUAAAUGGCACUCCGUCGCGGCGUUCGGCGCAAAAUGGGGAAUCUACUGGCUCUGGUCAUGCACCGCUAGAUUUCUUCAUCGACCUUCCUGUGCGGCCCAUACGCGGUCGGCCAGACAUGGCUGCCCGAUCGAGAUCGCAUACCUCACCAGCUGUAGUGCCAACAGCCGUCCAGGCUGAUCACUCCGCUCGCUUCAACCACCACCGCCCAAACAACAGCUCUCCUGUCCUUUUGGGUUUCAUGCCCAUAAACCGUGGGCCCCCGCCAGGAAACGCACCUACGGAGCCGCGAGCAAUGCGGACUGCUCAUGUUUUCACCGAUGGCAAUCCUGUGCAGGCUACUCACCGGUCGAGUAUCUCUAGUAAUGACCCAGUGCCGUCGUCCUCUUCUCUCCCUUUUCGCAGUCUUCCACCCGCCAGGAACAAGAACCAGCAGAAGACCCAGCAAAGGCGUGGGCCGGCGCGACUAGGUCGUAUCAUGCAGACGGUGGAGCAUCCGUCCGUAGUGGAUUCGCCAGGUGCCGGGAGGCCGCUUAAUCACGGCUCGCCUCCCCUUCAGUUGAGCCCGGUAACACCACUCGCAUCCUCCCGCCGGACUGCACCCCCACAGUUGUCUCCUGGAGUUCUCAUCACACCGCGAUCCGGAUCCUCCAGUCCACUGCCUACCUCUGAGGCUCGCGAUGCUCUGCAGAGUGCAUCACGCUCACGAAGGAAGAGACGCCGCGACGAAGCUGAAGACAUGGAGUCGGCAUCCAGGGCAGCAGAGUGGAAGAGGAUGCUGGAGAGGAUGGAGAGGCAUGAGAAGGAGAUGGAGCAGCAGAGAGCCCAGCUGGAGGAGGCGAAGCGACUAGUUGCCGAGCAGAGCGCUCGGAUCGAUGAUCUCGAGCAGCAACAGCGGGUCGAGGAGCUCAUGAGAGACCUCGACAUGCAGACGCGGGCCGAAGAACGAUCUGUUCCUCCUCCAGAGGCUGUCGCUCUGGAUGUUCCUCCCCAGCGUAUUUCUCACCGCCAAUCUGAAAGACGGCAGAAGGUCCGAAGACACCGAAACGCAUCUCGCGAGGCUCGAGCACUGCUGCAGGAGCAGGAGAGGCAAGAACAGGAGACGCAGCGACUGCAGAGACAGCGACUAGAGAGGCAACGAAUGGAGCAGGAAAGACAGGAAGAGCUCGAGCUGGAGCAGCAGCUGGAACAAGAGCAGCGCCGCGAAGCCGAGCGGCAAGAGCAACGGCGCCAACGCGUGAUGCGAAGGCUGCAAGAUGAGCCCCAACGGGCUCCAGCCCAAAGACAACCCCAAAUACGAACCCAAGCGCAGAUCCAGCACCAGAUCUUCACACACCCGCUAUCAGGGCACAACCCGAAGCUCAUCUUCGACGACGACGACCGGCCGACGGUCAGCGAGGCGACGGCGUUCCUGAUGCGGCUGCCGCAGUCGUUCAUCCUGGGCAAGAUGCGGCAGCUGAUGUCCGGGCGGGCCUUCUUCGACGUGGCGCACCCGAGCGGCGCGGCGAUGGGGUGCUGGGUGGUGUCGCGGCGGGCGUCGGCGGACCUGCGCAUGCGGCUGUGCGACUCGGGCGAGCUGCACAACUUCUCGUUCGCGCGGCUGGCGGUGCGCCUCUGGCACGACGAGCAGUCCAUCUACAGCCUGCUGCAGCACAAGCACCACCAAAAGGCCGUCCACACCUGCCUCGUCGAGGAGUGCAUGCGCCCCGACCAUAUUGUUGUGGAGCCCAGCGCUGCUGCUGGGGAGCGCCGGCGGUGCAAGCGCCAGGGGAGGUGCCGCGGCCAUGUCACUAUCCACAAGGACGGCACCAGGCAGAGGCGGAGGCCGUGUAUCUUCCCUCCGCAGGGGGCCUCUAUGAGGCCGUAA